This is a messenger RNA of Acanthosepion pharaonis, 723 nucleotides long. Lineage: Eukaryota; Metazoa; Mollusca; Cephalopoda; Sepiida; Sepiidae. The record is from the annotation of a GenBank genome assembly.
AUGUUACUUUCACUUUCACUUUCUUGUGCUUUCUUUCACUGUUCUCUCACCACUUCACUUGUAUGGUCUUUUACACUUUCUCUCUCUCUCUUGCUCUCUCCUCCCUUCUGUGGUCUUUUACCCUCUUUCUCUUUUUUCUCCAUUUUUGUGCAGUCUUUUACUCUCUCUCUCUUCCUCCUAUAUUGCUUAAUUUUGACUCCCUUUUCUCCUCCCUUGAGUAAUUUUUUUACUCUCUCUACUUCUCUUCUCAUGAACUUUUUACUUUCUCUCCUUCGCCCUUCUGUAGUCUUUUAUUCUUUUUCUCUCUUUCCCUCCUUUGUGCAGGCUUUUACUCUCGCUCUCUCUACCUUCCUUGUUUUGUCUUUUACUCGCUCAUAUCCCCCUUCUGCAGUCUUUACAAAAAUACUUCAGUAUUCUUCUGUCUCUCUCACUGUUUGUCUCUUUCUCCUCACUGUGCAGUCUCUGUCUCUCUCUACACUUUUUGUACAGUUUCUCUCUCCUCUCUGCCUCUCUCUACAGAUUGACUCCUUUACUCUUACCCCUCUCUGUAUUGUCUGUCUCUCUCUCUAUAUAUAUAUAUAUAUAUGUCUCCCUGAACUCUCUCUUUACAGUCUAUCUCUCUCAGUAUAUUUUUUCUCUUUCUUUGUACUAUCAGACUGUUUCUCUCUUUUUUUUCAGUAUAGUUUUUCUUUCUCUCACCACCAAAUCUUUUCAACUAUUUAG